Molecule: messenger RNA, 1742 nt
Organism: Filobasidium floriforme
Lineage: Eukaryota; Fungi; Basidiomycota; Tremellomycetes; Filobasidiales; Filobasidiaceae
Exons: 6
Coding region: 179-1435 (418 amino acids)
Biological process (GO): lipid metabolic process
Source: RefSeq, a predicted model, not a curated record
AGCAUCGACGUCAUCGACAUCAUCCUUGGCACAACACAAUAUCACUCAAGCAACUAUUCAUCAUCAUCAGCACACAGAGAAUCCUGAAAAGCCUGCGCACGAACAUCUCGAACGAACCGGACAGCAUCACGACUCACGACCUCCACCUUUCAACGCAUUCCACCUCUUCCCGUCGACCAUGAUCACGAUAGACCUAUCCACCUUGCAACCGUACAGCCCCUCGGUCCUACCUAUCAUCACUCUACCUUUCAUCCUUCUCUACGUACAAGCCUACUUGUUGCUAAAGUAUGGAAAGCAGACGGGACCUCGCUUGGUCAGGGCGGCUCUGCUGCCCGUUGGUCUUUGGAGCAUUGGGAAGGCGUGGCUGGGAUAUAGGAUCAUGACUCCGAAAUACAACAUCUUCAACUUUGCAUUCGGAUGCGCUGCCGUAUUCUAUACCGUCCUCCUCUUCUCCUACUCUCUUAUUCCCACAGGACCCCACCGAACACACCGAACAACCCCCUCGCUCGACGCAGCCCACCUGAUCUGCUCAUCCCGUCUCGUGGGCUGGUCCUCAGGAACCCCUUUAGCGCCCCCUCCAUACCCUGACCUCCCCACGGACGUCGCCGAGAAGAAGUUCGCCAUCGACCAGCUCAAGAUGGCGGCUUAUCAUUACUUUUGGAGCGAUGCGACCAUGUACGCGUUUCAUGGGCUUGGGUACAGGGGGAUUGGGAGGCCGCAAGGUGGUAGCGUGGCGCAGGCGGUAGGAGGAUGGAUCAGGAUGAUGGAGCGGUGGGGGUGGGUCAGGGAAGGGUUGAGUGGGGAGAAGGCGAGUUGGGAGCGAUGGGUUCUGGAAGUUGGAUUCAGGUGGUGGGUUGGAGGAGCGAUGGGGUUUGCGUUUUACCAGGCCCUCUGUCUAGGCUACCACAUCAUGGCUUUCGUCGGCGUCAAAUUCUUGGGCAACCCGUCGUCCGAGUGGCCGAGACUGAUGAACCAGCCUUGGAGGUCGACGAGCUUGUUGGAGUUUUGGGGGAAGAGGUGGCAUCAGAUUUUCCGACAAGCAUUCACUGUCCCCACGCGCCUCGUACCCAAGAAAUACCGUUCCCUCGUCGCCCCCUUUUUCGCCUUCUUCAUCUCGGCGGCGAUGCACGAAUUCGGCACGCUCACACUCGUCGGUCACACCUCGCCAAACUGGGCAGUCGCCAAAUCCUUCAUCCUCAUGGCGUGCGGGAUGACGUGCGAGAUUCUCUUUCGCCGGAUCACGGGCAAACGGGUCCAAGGCCCGGUCGGCUGGGUAUGGACCUGGGUCUAUUUUACGACGGCGACGAUGGGCUUGGUGGAUACUUGGUUGACGAUGGGGAUCGCUGGAGGGAAACCGAUCCCGACGCCCGUCAGCUUGUCGGAUCAGCUCGUCGAGCCGUUGAGAAAACGUUACUUGGAAAAGUUGAUGGGAUGAUCUCGACGGGAUCACACUGAAGGUCUAGAGGUUCAAUUGAGCUCGAUCGAGGAACGCUAGGGACUCCGCCAUCAUCGCGUCUCUUGUUCGCUGGCGCUCCUGAUGAAACGACAUAAACUCACGACACUGCUUUUCUCUUCCUGGCCGGAAACUAUAAAGCAUAUUUUCGACACAAUCGUAUAGCCUUUCGUCUUGCGACACACGACUAGCAAGCGAGAUAUUGCCAUAUUCGACGGCAUAUAUGAGAUAUGUAGCGAAAGCGACGGAUGUAGCAUAGAGAAUUCAGAAUACAUAUUGCAUGCGUGAU